GUCACAUCGAUCAACCACCAAGCAAUGCCCUCACCAACUCGCUCAUCGCAUGGAGCAGAGUCUCCCUCGGCGCCCAGCUCAAGCCGCCAUCACCGCAGCCGUCACAGCCAUUCACACCGCCACCGACCCAGAGACAGCUCGCGCUCGCGCUCUCCGCACCGAUCAGACCGACACAGAUCAGACCGUCAUCGCCGACAUGGCCAAGAUAAAGAACGCGGACGCAACGAACGACAUCGCAGAGACACUCCCGCGCAACCCGUAGUCCUCCCACUCCAAGCGCGCGAGCUUUCCCGACGCGACUUAGAAGCAUACAAGCCAAUGUUCGGCAUGUAUCUAGAUAUCCAGAAAGGAAAAUUUAUCGAGGAUAUGGACGAGGAAGAGGUCAAGGGAAGAUGGAAGAGCUUUGUGCAAAAAUGGAACCGUGGAGAACUCGCUGAGGGAUGGUAUGAUCCUGCUACACUCGAACGGGCGCGUCAGAGUGUAGAGGAACGGGCACCUGCUGGCCCUCUAGGCCAGCGUGAUUCGCCUGAUUAUGCGCAGGGUGAGCGAGAGGGCGGUGAUGUCCCGCGGGAUGAGCCAGAAGACGAUGAAGACGACGACGAGUACGGGCCUGCACUUCCGCGCGCUGGAUCGGGAAGAAGCGGUGCGCAUUUGGGACCUACGAUCCCGAAUAUGCAAGAUCUCGAGCUGAAAAGAGAAUCUGCCAUUGAAGAUGCACAAGCUGCCCGUGGCGAAUCACGCGAACAAUAUCAGGCAGAAAUGCGUUCGCACAAAGCUGCAACGCGUCAUCUUGAAGAUGAGAUUGCGCCGCGGGCUGAGGCCGGUACUCGGGAACGGCAGCUAGAGAAGCGCCGGGAAGUUGCUGCAAGCAAUCGCGCAUUUGCAAGUCAGCGAGGUGGCUCGCCAGAGGCUGCUCCGGAGGAAGACCUCAUGGGCGGAGACAAUGACUUGUCUGCGUUGAAACGCGAGAAGGAGAACAACCAGCGCAAGAAGAACGAGCGCGAGAUCCGGAGGGAGGAGAUCCUUCGUGCUCGUCAAGCGGAGCGAGAGGAGCGGAUAGAGCAGUAUCGACAGAAGGAGUCGGAAACCAUGAGUUUCUUGCAGGCUCUUGCGAAGCAGCGAUAUGGCUAGGAUAGAGAAAGGACGGGGAGGAUAUAUGGACACUAUCUAUGUCAAAAUACCCAAUACGACUUGUAUACUUUCC
Molecule: messenger RNA, 1204 nt
Organism: Penicillium canescens
Lineage: Eukaryota; Fungi; Ascomycota; Eurotiomycetes; Eurotiales; Aspergillaceae
Exons: 3
Coding region: 25-1131 (368 amino acids)
Source: RefSeq, a predicted model, not a curated record